This is a messenger RNA of Protobothrops mucrosquamatus (brown spotted pit viper), 1797 nucleotides long. RefSeq names its product coronin 2B (gene CORO2B). Gene Ontology annotation, biological process: actin filament organization. Lineage: Eukaryota; Metazoa; Chordata; Lepidosauria; Squamata; Viperidae. The record is from RefSeq and is a predicted model, not a curated record. Gene Ontology annotation, molecular function: actin filament binding.
CCUUGGCAGAUGUCAUGGCGGCCACAAUAUCGCAGUUCCAAGUUUCGAAAUGUCUACGGCAAAGUAGCCAAUCGAGAGCACUGCUUUGAUGGGAUUCCAAUUACCAGGAAUGUCCAUGACAACCAUUUCUGCGCAGUCAAUACCAGAUUCCUCGCCAUAGUAACAGAAAGUGCUGGUGGGGGCUCUUUUCUUGUCAUUCCACUGGAACAAACUGGCCGAAUUGAACCAAACUACCCCAAAGUCUGCGGCCACCAAGGCAACGUGCUUGAUAUUAAGUGGAACCCCUUCAUUGAAAACAUCAUUGCUUCUUGCUCCGAAGACACUUCAGUUCGGAUAUGGGAAAUCCCAGACGGAGGCUUGAAGCGCAACAUGACAGAGGCUGUGCUGGAGCUGUAUGGCCACAGCCGGCGUGUUGGCCUCAUCGAGUGGCACCCAACCACCACCAACAUCCUGUUCAGUGCUGGAUAUGACUAUAAGAUCCUCAUCUGGAACUUAGAUAUUGGUGAACCGGUGAAGAUGAUUGACUGCCACUCUGACGUCAUCCUUUGCAUGUCCUUCAACACAAAUGGCAGUUUACUCUCCACCACUUGCAAAGACAGGAAGCUACGGGUCAUUGAGCCACGUUCAGGCAAAGUCCUCCAGGAGGCAAACUGCAAGAAUCACCGUGUGAACCGUGUGGUCUUCUUAGGGAACAUCAAGAGGCUUCUAACAACUGGUGUGUCACGCUGGAACACCAGGCAGAUUGCUCUCUGGGAUCAGGAAGAUCUAUCCAUGCCACUGAUAGAGGAAGAGAUUGAUGGAUUAUCAGGCCUUCUCUUCCCAUUCUAUGAUGCUGACACCCACAUGUUGUACCUGGCUGGCAAGGGAGACGGGAAUAUCCGCUACUACGAAAUCAACACGGAGAAGCCAUACCUGACCUACCUGAUGGAGUUCCGUUCUCCAGCCCCACAGAAAGGCCUUGUCUGAAACAUACCAGGAAGAUAUCUACCCAAUGACUCCGGGUCCGGAACCUGCCCUCGCCCCAGACGAGUGGCUGAGUGGAAUGAACAGGGAUCCCAUAUUGAUGUCUUUAAAGGAAGGCUAUAAGAAAGAGUCCAAAGUAGUUUUUAAACCACCAAUAAGAGCGAAGAAGAGCAUUGUUGUUAAUGGGAUAGAUCUCUUGGAAAAUGUGCCUCCCAGAACAGAGAACGAGCUCCUCCGAAUGUUCUUCCGGCAACAAGACGAGAUCCGUCGACUGAAGGUUGAGCUUUCGCAGAAAGACAUCAAAAUCCGACAGCUACAGUUGGAAUUGAAAAACUUGCGCAAUAGCCCCCAAAACAAUGGACUCUGAAGGAUUUUUUUUAACACAAACUCUUUGUUUAUACCCACUCUUUAAUUUUACUGUAUCAACUUAACACGUGAUAUGAGCCAGAGACCCUGUGCCAGCACACGGGUACACCUGCUAACUGGAAGCCUGUUCUCCUGUGGUCAUUGCCUAGCACUAAAAAGUUAUUUGUAUGAUUUAACUUGAGAACUACUGCAUGAAAAGGCAAGGGACGUAUAUAUUCCAAAUUCCUCUUGAAGUAAGUAGGAGUGUACUGCUAUUUGUCGUUCUCUCAAAAUUACAAAAUCAUUUUUCAUUCCUGAUUAUUCCAGGGAUGAAAAAACAAAAUACUGUAAGCUCAGAUGAAAGCAACUGAAUUCAUUAUUACUUACCUUUGUUUUCCUGAGUAAAGUAUGGCUGAUAAACAGUGAGUGUGCAAUUGAAAUGCAAGCUCACUACACUGAACAGAAAUCUGGAGGAGCCCAGGGAACACC